Molecule: messenger RNA, 2010 nt
Organism: Aspergillus nomiae NRRL 13137
Lineage: Eukaryota; Fungi; Ascomycota; Eurotiomycetes; Eurotiales; Aspergillaceae
Product: NADPH cytochrome P450 oxidoreductase family protein
Exons: 3
Coding region: 1-2010 (669 amino acids)
Cellular component (GO): cytosol
Molecular function (GO): flavin adenine dinucleotide binding; NADPH-hemoprotein reductase activity; FMN binding
Source: RefSeq, a predicted model, not a curated record
AUGACGCCCCCGUGGCAUCUGCCCCUCAACAUCCCCCCCGAGGCUCUGCAAGAGCUCUCUAAAACACUCACUCCCACCGGUAUUGCCGACUACUCAGCACUAGCUAUCUUCUCCGUGGCAGCUACUACAUAUCUCUCGCGGGGCUACCUGUGGGACCAGCCGGAUCCAUACCAGCAUCUCGUGUACGAACGACCACAGCUCAAGAAUGGAGAGUCCAACAAGGACUUGGUCGUCUUUUGGGGCUCCCAGUCCGGCACUGCUGAGGGGUUCGCCAACCGCUUGGCGAGAGAGAUCUCUUUGCGAUUCGGCCUGAGCGCCAUGACGGCAGACCUGUCCGAUUAUGAUCCCGAGACGAUCGCUGAGGUUCCACAGUCAAAGCUGGUCGGGCUCCUCCUCUCCACAUAUGGCGAGGGAGAUCCGAGUGAUAACACGGCGGAGUUAUGGGAUUGGGUCAACAAGACUAAGGACCAAGGGCAGCUGUUGUCGUCCGUAAGGUACUUUGCCUUCGGUCUGGGAAACAGGAACUAUAAGUACUAUAACCGUGUCGUCGACGUCGUGGUGGAGGCGCUGGAUAAACUAGGUGCGACAGCGGUGAUGCCGGUCGGAAAGGCCGAUGAUGCCGAAGGUGCCACUCAGGAAGACUUCAUGACCUGGAAGGAGAGCCUGUUUGCCGUACUGAAGGGCCUAGGUUUCCAGGAACAUGAGGUUCAGUACAUGCCCACCUUAUCUGUACAAGAGGACGAAUCCCUGGAGCCGAUUGACCUGCACCAUGGAGAGCCGGACGCAGGCUCCCUUAAGGCUCAGUGCUCGCCCAUCCGGCCCUUGGCCAUCUCCACAUCUCGGGAGCUGUUCAACUCCUCCAACCGACACUGUCUUCACAUAGAUCUGGAUCUCACCAGCCAACCGGAGUUCACAUACAAGACCGGUGAUCAUCUGGCCAUCUGGCCCGGAAACCCUGACUCCGAAGUGGAGCGUCUCCUCCAGGCCCUGGGUCUCUCAUCGCGGCGUGACGUGCCUAUCAGUAUCAAGUCACUUGACUCCGCCACGAAAGUAAAGAUUCCAUCCCCAACCACCGUCGCAACUGUCUUCCGUUACUAUCUCGAGAUCUGCGGUCCCGUGAAUCGGGACAAUGUCCUGGGACUGGCACAGUUCGCACCAACCCCGGAUGCAAAGGCAUACCUCCAGCAACUCGGUCAGGAUAAGGCCAGCUAUGCUGCAUUUAUCAACAAGAACCAUGUUAACCUCGGCCGACUGCUGCAACAAGCCAGUACUAACACAUGGAACAUCCCCUUAUCAUACCUCGUCGAAACACUCCCUCUCAUGCAACCCCGAUAUUACUCUAUCUCAUCAAGCAGUAUAAUCUCCCCGCGCAAGGCCUCCAUCACAGUAGUCGUCUCGACUACCCCCGUUCCUGAGAAUGGAGACAAACUGAUCCACGGAGUUACGUCCAACUACCUCCUCGCGGUCUCGGAGAGCCUCCGCUCGGCUCCUCACCCAGAAGGGCUCACAUACCAUCUCAACGGACCAAGUGAUUCCCUACAAGGCGGAAAGCUGCUCUCGCACCUCCGUAAAAGCAAAUUCAAGCUCCCCACCCUGGCUAAGUGCCCGCUUAUCAUGGUUGCGGCAGGCACAGGUCUGGCGCCGUUCCGGGCAUUCAUCGCCGAGCGGCGACAGCUCCAGCAGAUCGGGAAGGAGGCAGAUGAGGACUUCAUCUACCGGGAUGAGCUGGACGAGAUGACGAGGGCGCUGGGAGAGAAGUUGCGCAUCGUCACCGCGUACUCGCGUGAGGGCAACAAGCAAUACGUCCAAGAUAAGAUCCCAGAAGUGGGCGAUGAUGUUUACCGAUUGAUCGAUGAGGGAGCCAACUUUUACAUCUGUGGAAAGGCCGAGAUGGCAAGGGAGGUCGAGAAGGCGGUUGCGGGAGUAAUGAGCGUGAAGGGUCAGGACGAGGCGAAUGAAUGGAGGACGAGAAUGAAGAGAAGAAACAAGUGGCAGGAGGAUGUGUGGUAA